Messenger RNA from Schistosoma margrebowiei, 2244 nucleotides. Lineage: Eukaryota; Metazoa; Platyhelminthes; Trematoda; Strigeidida; Schistosomatidae. The record is from the annotation of a GenBank genome assembly.
AUGACACAAAAUUUAUCAUCAUCAUCAUCAUCAUCAUCAUCAUCAUCAUCAUCAUCAUCAUCAUCAUCAUCAUCAUCAUCAUCAUCAUCAUCAUCAUCAUCAUCAUCAUCAUCAUCAUCAUCAUCAUCAUCAUCAUCAUCAUCAUCAUCAUCAUCAUCAUCAUCAUCAUCAUCAUCAUCAUCAUCAUCAUCAUCAUCAUCAUCAUCAUCAUCAUCAUCAUCAUCAUCAUCAUCAUCAUCAUCAUCAUCAUCAUCAUCAUCAUCAUCAUCAUCAUCAUCAUCAUCAUCAUCAUCAUCAUCAUCAUCAUCAUCAUCAUCAUCAUCAUCAUCAUCAUCAUCAUCAUCAUCAUCAUCAUCAUCAUCAUCAUCAUCAUCAUCAUCAUCAUCAUCAUCAUCAUCAUCAUCAUCAUCAUCAUCAUCAUCAUCAUCAUCAUCAUCAUCAUCAUCAUCAUCAUCAUCAUCAUCAUCAUCAUCAUCAUCAUCAUCAUCAUCAUCAUCAUCAUCAUCAUCAUCAUCAUCAUCAUCAUCAUCAUCAUCAUCAUCAUCAUCAUCAUCAUCAUCAUCAUCAUCAUCAUCAUCAUCAUCAUCAUCAUCAUCAUCAUCAUCAUCAUCAUCAUCAUCAUCAUCAUCAUCAUCAUCAUCAUCAUCAUCAUCAUCAUCAUCAUCAUCAUCAUCAUCAUCAUCAUCAUCAUCAUCAUCAUCAUCAUCAUCAUCAUCAUCAUCAUCAUCAUCAUCAUCAUCAUCAUCAUCAUCAUCAUCAUCAUCAUCAUCAUCAUCAUCAUCAUCAUCAUCAUCAUCAUCAUCAUCAUCAUCAUCAUCAUCAUCAUCAUCAUCAUCAUCAUCAUCAUCAUCAUCAUCAUCAUCAUCAUCAUCAUCAUCAUCAUCAUCAUCAUCAUCAUCAUCAUCAUCAUCAUCAUCAUCAUCAUCAUCAUCAUCAUCAUCAUCAUCAUCAUCAUCAUCAUCAUCAUCAUCAUCAUCAUCAUCAUCAUCAUCAUCAUCAUCAUCAUCAUCAUCAUCAUCAUCAUCAUCAUCAUCAUCAUCAUCAUCAUCAUCAUCAUCAUCAUCAUCAUCAUCAUCAUCAUCAUCAUCAUCAUCAUCAUCAUCAUCAUCAUCAUCAUCAUCAUCAUCAUCAUCAUCAUCAUCAUCAUCAUCAUCAUCAUCAUCAUCAUCAUCAUCAUCAUCAUCAUCAUCAUCAUCAUCAUCAUCAUCAUCAUCAUCAUCAUCAUCAUCAUCAUCAUCAUCAUCAUCAUCAUCAUCAUCAUCAUCAUCAUCAUCAUCAUCAUCAUCAUCAUCAUCAUCAUCAUCAUCAUCAUCAUCAUCAUCAUCAUCAUCAUCAUCAUCAUCAUCAUCAUCAUCAUCAUCAUCAUCAUCAUCAUCAUCAUCAUCAUCAUCAUCAUCAUCAUCAUCAUCAUCAUCAUCAUCAUCAUCAUCAUCAUCAUCAUCAUCAUCAUCAUCAUCAUCAUCAUCAUCAUCAUCAUCAUCAUCAUCAUCAUCAUCAUCAUCAUCAUCAUCAUCAUCAUCAUCAUCAUCAUCAUCAUCAUCAUCAUCAUCAUCAUCAUCAUCAUCAUCAUCAUCAUCAUCAUCAUCAUCAUCAUCAUCAUCAUCAUCAUCAUCAUCAUCAUCAUCAUCAUCAUCAUCAUCAUCAUCAUCAUCAUCAUCAUCAUCAUCAUCAUCAUCAUCAUCAUCAUCAUCAUCAUCAUCAUCAUCAUCAUCAUCAUCAUCAUCAUCAUCAUCAUCAUCAUCAUCAUCAUCAUCAUCAUCAUCAUCAUCAUCAUCAUCAUCAUCAUCAUCAUCAUCAUCAUCAUCAUCAUCAUCAUCAUCAUCAUCAUCAUCAUCAUCAUCAUCAUCAUCAUCAUCAUCAUCAUCAUCAUCAUCAUCAUCAUCAUCAUCAUCAUCAUCAUCAUCAUCAUCAUCAUCAUCAUCAUCAUCAUCAUCAUCAUCAUCAUCAUCAUCAUCAUCAUCAUCAUCAUCAUCAUCAUCAUCAUCAUCAUCAUCAUCAUCAUCAUCAUCAUCAUCAUCAUCAUCAUCAUCAUCAUCAUCAUCAUCAUCAUCAUCAUCAUCAUCAUCAUCAUCAUCAUCAUCAUCAUCAUCAUCAUCAUCAUCAUCAUCAUCAUCAUCAUCAUCAUCAUCAUCAUCAUCAUCAUCAUCAUCAUCAGCAGCAGCAGCAGCAGCAGCAGCAGCAGCAGCAACAGCAGCAACAGCAGCAGCAACAGCAGCAGCAGCAGCAACAGCGGCAUCUAUAUAG